Juglans microcarpa x Juglans regia is the source of this 2133-nucleotide messenger RNA. RefSeq names its product U-box domain-containing protein 35-like. The record is from RefSeq and is a predicted model, not a curated record. NCBI's taxonomy places the organism in Eukaryota, Viridiplantae, Streptophyta, Magnoliopsida, Fagales, Juglandaceae. Gene Ontology annotation, biological process: protein phosphorylation. Gene Ontology annotation, molecular function: protein kinase activity; ATP binding. The transcript is spliced from 8 exons. Bases 1 to 2133 code for a protein of 710 amino acids.
AUGGGAAAUCCAGAUAAGAAGGAAGCUGAGUCGGUGGCAGUUGCAAUAGACAGAGACAAAGGGAGCCAAUAUGCUUUGAAAUGGACAGUUGAUCAUCUUCUCACCAGGGGACAAGCUCUCACACUGAUCUCAUGUAACGAAGUGGUGCUCGAGAACAUGGAUAUAGCAAAAGCAUUAAUUGAAUACAUUUCCGCAACUACAGCUGAGAUUUUGGUUGUUGGUGCAUCAACAAGGGGUGGCCUCGUAAGGAGAUUUAUGACUGCAGAUGUUCCAAGCAGCGUGUUAAAAGCGGCACCAGAUUUCUGCACUGUGUAUGUGAUUUCCAAAGGAAAGAUAUCAUCUGUCCGAUCCGCUACUGCGCCAGUACCUGCGAAGAUAUCUCCCCAUAACCAAAUGCAGCAUGAAGCAAGCCAUAUUUCUGAGCAACCUAAUGCAAAUUCAAUGCGUGAGCAACAACAUAGAUCAUCGGGAGAGAUCAGGACAGCAUAUCCACCCCGUAACAGUACCCACCACGAUGAUAUCAAGUCACCAUUCACAAGACAUAAUCGGACUUCAACGAACAAAUCGUAUGAGCUCUCCACAACAGAUACUCAUGACAUAUCAUUUGUGAGCAGUGGAAGGCCAAGCAUAGAUCAGAUGUUUCCUUCUAUUUAUGGAUAUCAAGAACCUGAAUUGCCUACUCCUCGAAUAUCAACCAGCUCAGAAUUUGACUAUAGAAACUUUGGAUCAUCCCUUUCGGGAAACAUAUCAAUUGAUCAUGUGCUAUCUUCACAGUUUGAACACCCAAACUCGCUUGAAAGUCGAAAUUCAUCAUGUUCAUCUCAGAUCAAGGAUGAAGUAGAAGCUGAGAUGAGGCGGCUGAAGCUAGAGCUCAAGCAAACAAUGGACAUGUAUAGCACGGCCUGCAAGCAAGCACUCACAGCAAAGCAGAAGGCAAGAGAGCUUCACCUCUGGAAACUCGAAGAAGAACAGAGAUUGGAAGAGGCACGACUAGCUGAGGAAGCUGCUUUGGCAGUUGCAGAGAAGGAGAAAGCUAAAUGUAAAGUAGCCCUUGAGGCAGCCGAAGCAGCUAGGAGGCUAGCACAACUAGAAGCACAAAAGAGAGUGAGCGCAGAAAUGAAAGCCCUCAAAGAUGCGGAGGAAAGAAAGAAGGCAACAUCUGCUAUGACGCCAAAGGAUAUCAGGUACAGAAGAUACCCAAUUGAGGCAAUCGAAGAGGCAACAGACUACUUUUCGGCAUCUCGCAAGAUAGGGGAAGGAGGUUAUGGGCCUGUAUACAUGUGUGAACUGGAUCACACACCGGUAGCAGUUAAGGUUCUACGUCCAGAUGCAGCUCAAGGAGAGGCACAGUUUCACCAAGAGGUUGAAGUAUUGAGCUGCAUAAGGCAUCCAAACAUGGUUCUCCUCCUUGGAGCUUGCCCGGAGUAUGGCUGCCUUGUCUAUGAGUACAUGGCUAACGGGAGCUUAGAAGACCGUCUCUUUCGGCGAGGUAACACACCUGUUCUUCCUUGGCAACUAAGAUUCCGAAUCGCAGCAGAGAUUGGCACUGGCCUUCUUUUCCUUCACCAGACUAAGCCUGAACCACUUGUACACCGUGACCUUAAACCUGGCAACAUUUUGCUUGACCGUAACUAUGUCAGCAAGAUCAGUGAUGUUGGCUUGGCCAGGCUUGUCCCUUCAUCAGUAGCCGACAGUGUAACUCAGUACCGCAUGACAUCAACAGCUGGAACAUUUUGUUACAUUGACCCAGAGUAUCAGCAAACGGGCAUGCUUGGAAUAAAAUCUGAUAUAUACUCACUUGGGGUAUUGCUCCUACAAAUAAUAACAGCCAAGCCACCAAUGGGUUUGACUCAUCAUGUUGAACGGUCCAUAGAAAGGGGGACUUUCGAAGAGAUGCUUGACCCAUCUGUUCCUGACUGGCCAGUCGAAGAGGCGCUAAAGUUUGCGAAGCUAGCUCUUCAAUGUGCAGAAAUGAGGAGAAAAGAUCGACCGGAUCUGGGGAAGGUCGUGUUACCUGAACUUAACAGACUAAGAGUACUCGCUGAAGAUAGCAUGAAUGCCGGCUUCAUGAUGAGCAGUAGUGAACCAAACUCACCACGACAAACCCAAGCAUCCUCACCACAAGUAAGCUGA